This is a messenger RNA of Polyodon spathula (Mississippi paddlefish), 2305 nucleotides long. Its product is annotated as NTPase KAP family P-loop domain-containing protein 1-like. The coding region runs from base 1 to 2184 and encodes 727 amino acids. The record is from RefSeq and is a predicted model, not a curated record. The transcript is spliced from 4 exons. Lineage: Eukaryota; Metazoa; Chordata; Actinopteri; Acipenseriformes; Polyodontidae.
AUGGAUGACAUCUGUGCCUAUGGCCUGUCUGUGGCUUUCACUAAAGUUGUGGCUCCUUCUACUGUAGGGCUUUACUCAUCCUGCCCAAAUCGCAUUAAGAGUCUUUUGAGUAAGAUUGAAAGUAAAGGUUUUCGUGCAGCAUAUAUGAUAAAGGAAUCAGAACGAAGACAAAAUAAAUUUUCACCUGCACAAAAGAAGGGUUCUCUUUGGAAUUUUGUGUCCACUUUACUCACUAUGAUUUUUUACUGGCCGAAAUGGUCAAUGGACAAGAAGAGAAGAAAUGUCAGAUACCUAUUUAUCAAGUUCAAUGCCUGGCACUUCACAGGAACCGAUAAGUUAUGGGCGGGCCUGGUCAUCACUCUCUGUGAAUCGUUUCAAUCUAUUUUCGGCUGUUUCCUCAUCAGCGUUUUCAGAACUUCUCAACACAUAGAUGAGUCUGUCAGGAAAACAAUAAAGGAAAGCCGUGAGCCGCAGUGGAUAGCCAAAAAAAUUUGCUGCUUUCCCCUUUGGCUUCUUGCAAUUGUUUCAGUUUUACUUGCCAUUGGGUUGAUUGCUGUUGUUGUAAUUGUUGGUUUCCCAACUGGCAACAGUUCUGGUGAUGGUAUAACAGUGAUCGAAAGCAUGGCUAUUGCAACGCUUGGGCUACCAGCUGCCGGUGUGGUUCGUUUCACCCUUAUGUUGAGUAAAAAUCUAAUGUUCAACCAGGAUUUCAAUAUCCAGAGACGGAUGGAUGCACCCAAAAUGAGCGCUCAGUUGGGCUUCAUGAAUGAUGUGCGGAAAGAGGUGGAAGUUCUCAUCAACUUUAUUCACUUCAUGGAAGUCUACGAAAGAAGGAAUAUCCGCGUCGUCUUGGAAAUUACCAACUUGGAUCGGUGCACUCCCGAGAAAAUUGUCGGCGUUUUGGAUGCUAUAAACAUCUUGCUUUCCGGGGAAAACACCCCGUUCAUUUCCAUCCUGGCGAUUGAUCCCAGGGUGAUCGUGAAGAGCGUGGAGAGCUCCAAGAGUUUUGAAAGCAUGGAUAAAAACGGUUAUGAGUUUCUAAACCACAUCGUGACUCUGCCCUUUACGAUCCCCGAAAUGGACAUCGGUUCUAAGCGUAGGGUUUUUAGAAAACUUGUAGAACGUCAGUCAGAAUUUCCCGAUGAUGGUCAAUUUGAAAAAAGCCAGGCGAUCUCAUAUGAAGCAGAGAGAUCAAAGAUGCUUGAAGAAUCUUGCAUGGAAAGCGGAAUCGCACAUGAAUCUCUGAUUCCUUUGAUUAUCAGUACCCCAGACAGACGAGAACAUAACGUUGACAUUCAGAAAAUAGUUAAGGAUUUGAUUAAAGAAACACUGCGAGUCAUUAUCGAAGAAGGAGAUGAAGGAAACUUUAAAUAUUACCUCAUGGAGAACAGCAUUCAUAUGAGAAGAAUUAUCAAUUCAGUUAGAGUCUCAAUCAUAAUCAUGGCUAGCCAAAAGGGGGAAUUACCACCAGCAAGGGAAGUUGCGGCGUGGAUAGUCCUGGCUAAUCAGUGGCCAUGUCGUCUCAGCUGGAUCUUACAGUGCAUCGAAGACGAUGAACAAAGAGCUGAGAUAGACAAAGACUUAACUGGAGAAGACAGCAUUGAUGGGACCAAGCUUCUGUGGGAUGUCUUUUGCGAAUCGAGGAUCGAGUUCCACCUGAUAAAGGACCAAAUUAAAAACCUCCUGGAAAUGGAUGGGGAUCCCGAACUGUUUGAAAUGUUUCUCAAGAAAGAUUUUUUGCUCACCAUACGGCACGCCAACUGUUUUAAAGCGUUCACCGUCAACCUCGACCUGUCCAUCAAGAAGGAGCUGGAAAUAAUCUGGGGAAGCAAAAAUCGAAAGCAUACCAUUACAUUAGCGAAGGCCAUGCCACUAAAAUCCGGAUUUGUUUUAAAAUUAAGUAAAGACGAUAUGUGCAGUGAGAUGAAAAAACUCAACUUCAGUGAGAUAAAUGCUGACAAGUACAUGCAGAGAAUAAAGGAGAACAAUCUCGAUGGACGAGCGUUACUUUUUGGCCACUACAACGAGAUCAAAAAUGUCCUUCAGAUGUCCGUGGGAGAAUGGACUGACUUUAGCAUUCACUUCUUAGGAAUAAAGCCACAAGCUGUCUGCCCUCAUGUAAGAGAAGGGCUGAGGCCGACACAGAGCACUCUGUUGACAUGCAGCACAGGCGUGCAGAUUUAAACAACACAAGAGCUGACACUAGGGUACCAACAAUGGUAACUCCAGUGUCACAAUUUAAUAAAGAUAGCAGAAUACCUAAUAUUGAUGUAAAACUGCAUUGAUCGCAUCAAAACAAAAUUAU